UCUCCAUCACACACACAAACCCUCUGUCUCUGUCUCUCUCUCUCUCUCUCUCUCUCUCUCUCUCUCUCAUUGUUUGCUCAGAGGGGGGAGGGAGGGACACACUAUUCACACCCCUUAACCACUCAAUACAGGCUCUCAUGCUUUUGAUUUCUGGGGAAGAAACCUUGUUAUACUCUUUGGAAUAGAUAAACCAUCCUUUUCAAAUUUCAUAUUUUCUAUCGGCGACUCAUCAACAACAGUCAUGCUGAUUGGGUUCUCAACUUGCUGCUGAUAUUUCCCAGGCAUAUUUUCAAGAAUCAACCAUGUUGAAACAAUCACCUAGUAAAAGUCAGAGGACAAAAGGCUUCAAGGUGAAGCAUGCAAUACAGAUAUGUCUUUUGCUUGCCAUUUGCAUCUGGUUGCUUUACCAAGUCAAACACAACCAUGAAAAGAAGAAAAGAUAUGAGGAGAGCUUCAAAAAGAUAUCUGAAAAAAUGCGGAAUGGGCGUGAAAUCAUAAAAUUUGGGAGGAAGGACCUCCAUCCACAAGUAGAGGAAACAGCUUUGGAAAUCGAAGGUAAAGAAGAAUUUGAAGAAGAGGUAGAAGAUAGUAAACCAGAAGAUAGCGAGGAUGACGGAAGAGGCGGUGGAGAUGAUGAAAUUGAUGGACAUGAUCAAGAGAGAAUCGAAGAGGAAGAAUCUGAGGAAGUAGAGGAUUUAACUGAUGAAGAAGAUAGGGAAAGGGAAGAGAGAAGUGAAGAACUAGAUAGUGAAGUGAAAGGAACUCAAAUUGAGGAUGUGAUAUUUUCUGAAGAUCAAACCCAAACUGAAGGUGAAAGGAAUACCCUGGAGGCAAGGAAGGAACAUUACAAAGGUGAUGACGCCUCCAGUGCUGUGGUUCAGAACACUCAAACUAUGAGCACCAAAUUUGAAAUUGGGGGUUUGAGAAAAGUGAAAGAGCAACAAGUAGACAAUGCAGACAAGAUGGAAGUAGAGUCGGACAAUGAACCGAAUAGCACCCUAGAAGUUAUGGUUAAUAUAAAACAUUCAGACCCUGAGUUGAGCAAUAGUGUGAAAGUAGAAAAUGGUGCUUUCCACAAUGCUGUUCAUGGUGAAGAAAAAGGUUCUGGACUUGGUUUUGCUAAGGAGGCAAAAAUCAGACCAAAAGUGCACCGUGAUUUGCCAUUGGUGCUGAUGGACGCCCAUGGAUCUUCGAAUGGAACGGAUACAUUGUCAAAGUUGACUCAGGUCAUUGGUUCAACCUCUAAUGGAAGGCAACUAUUCUUGCAAGCUGUUUCAGAGGAGCAGAAUAAAAGCCUCAAGGCUGAAAAUCAGCAAUUAGAUGUCAAUUUUACUCUUUCCAAUAGGGAAAUGCUUGAUGCAUAUGCUGUAUCUGAGGAAAGAUCUGCUUCUGAAAGCACCAAGGAGGAGAAUGAUUUUACAACAAAUGGGAAUCUAGUAGGCGUUGUACAGAAUGAGUCCUUUGAUUUUUCUGAACCCUCAUUCUAUCAAGAAGAUGAAGAUGAUGAAAAUGGUUUGGAGGCCUUAGCAGAAAUUGGAAAUGGAAUGAGCAAUACUGGAGAUAAUGCAGCUGAAUGAUGUUGGCCUUUAAUGAAGGAUAUUGGGUUGUUUCUUCUAAGAAUAUACUUGUUAAAUUGGAUAACCAACAUGUUUAGGUGUCAAGUAUUUGUGCUAGCUAGUUAGGUAGUUUAGGCCAUGAAACAAAAGGGUCGCAAGACAUGUUUUGUGGUUGGAGUUGGAUAUGCAUACAGUCAGUCUACUAUUGUUGGCAAUCAAUGAUGAGAAUUAAUUAGAAUAUGCUGCA
Corylus avellana is the source of this 1803-nucleotide messenger RNA. RefSeq lists its product as uncharacterized. The record is from RefSeq and is a predicted model, not a curated record. Lineage: Eukaryota; Viridiplantae; Streptophyta; Magnoliopsida; Fagales; Betulaceae.